This is a messenger RNA of Osmerus eperlanus (European smelt), 3740 nucleotides long. It is a transcript of the gene cbarpb, whose product is annotated as CACN subunit beta associated regulatory protein b. Lineage: Eukaryota; Metazoa; Chordata; Actinopteri; Osmeriformes; Osmeridae. Gene Ontology annotation, cellular component: plasma membrane; secretory granule. The transcript is spliced from 12 exons. The coding region runs from base 155 to 2815 and encodes 886 amino acids. Gene Ontology annotation, biological process: negative regulation of voltage-gated calcium channel activity; negative regulation of calcium ion-dependent exocytosis. The record is from RefSeq and is a predicted model, not a curated record. Gene Ontology annotation, molecular function: transmembrane transporter binding.
GGUGUGUCUUAAGCAAUAGGGUUUCAUUCAUAAAUAGUUUUAGCAUUUAAAUCAGAAUUAAAGAGUUCACCGAAGGUUGGGCGUUGGAUUCUCCCGCUGUUUCCUUUGAUGGAACGCAAUAAAUAAUAAGGGGACAGUGACGCAGGCCUGGACCAUGAGCAAUGACUCGACUGUCUGGAACACCCCACCAGACAACUCUACUGGGGCACCCCUGGCCCCCGCCCCCCCCCCGGAGGGCUCGUCGGUGCUGCUGGUGCUGCUGGUGGUCCUUGGAGGAGCUCUGGUGUCUCUCACCUCACUGCUGCUAGUUUGCUGCCACCGCCGCCACGGCUGCCGCUAUGCCCGGGCUGACGACCCGGAGAAGACCAACACCACCUACACAGAGGACUGCCAGCUCACACAUGACCCUGACCACUGGUCCUCCCCAGCAGAGAUCACCAUCAGGGUGGAGGAGGCUGACUGCCAGUCUCCCGACCUGCAGACGGAGCGCUUCCUGUCCACAGGCACCAGCGGCCGGCGCGUGUCCUUCAACGAGGCGGCACUCUUUGACCACGGCAAGAAGGAGCAGGAGAAAGGUCGGAGAUACACUCUGACUGAGGGAGACUUUCACCACCUCAAAAACGCUCGACUCAUAAACCUCCAUCUCCCUCCCCCCUCGCUCCGCCUCCCUCCUCCCUCCCUCCGUCUCCCUCCUCCCUCCCUCCACCUCCCUCCUCCAACCUUGCGAAUCCUCACGAUUCAUGAGUGCGAUUCCCCGGAGAACAGCAUUGCCAUGACAACGCGUCCUGCAUCCAAGUCAGCUCUCUCCAUCUUCCAGCCGGAGUCAUGCCCCCUGCCCCAUACAGUCCUGCCCAGCCUGGGGGGCAGCCCCAGCUCCCCCCUCCCCGGAGACAGCCUGCCCAGCCUGGGGGGCAGCAGCUUCAGGGAGAGCCCCCCCGGCCCCCGCUCCAAGGAGCUCAGCACCAGCUCUAUUGAGGUGGGUAGGGGCUCAAGGAACGGGGGCAGCCCAGGGGGGGGAAGUGUGUGUGAGGGUGGCUCCUCGGGGGCCCCUGGGGGUUCAGGGGGCCAGGGCCCCGUGCUGCAGUUCUUCAGCAGGCUGCGCCGCCACGCCAGCCUGGAGGGGGCCAGCCCGUACCUCAGGAUCCACCGCUGGAGGCUGGAGCACGGGCAGAGAGCUUCCAGCCUGGACACCAGGGGAUCCCCUAAGAGACGCCAGUUCCAACGGCAGCGUGUGACUAGUGAGAGUAUGGACCAGGACGACCAGGACACCCACCACAUCGACCUCAUCCAGUACAUCGCCCCAACCCAGGACACCACAUUCUACCCUGGGGGCUCCCCACGCCUCCUCCAACCCCCCUCCACCCCUCCCCCACCCCUCGGCAGGCUAGAGGUGGAGGUGGUGGUGGAGCCUAGCUGCAGCAGAGAAGGUCCAGGGGUGAUUGGCAUGACCCCGGAUCCCAAGAACGAAGCUGUGAGCCUGGGCUGCCACCAGGAGCGCUCCCCCUCGGACCCCCAGGAGCCCCCGGACCUUCAGGCAGAGUACCGGGACAUCUGGACCCUGCGAGCCUCUCUGGAGGAGAUCGUCUCAGACCCCAGCAACGACAAGGACUCGGUCCAAAGCAACGCUGACAGUGUGUGUUCCCUGGGGGGGCGCAGAGAGCUGCCCAGUUACCCCUCCCAGGACCUGGGGGAGGAGGGGGAGGAGGGGUGGAGGGAGGAGAAGCAGGAGAGUGUGGACUCGGAGCGCGGGGGCAGCGACGGGGAGUCGGGAACCAGAAAGCUGCUGCAGAUGGACAGCGGCUACGCUUCCAUCGAGGCUCCGCCCCGCUACGCUUCCACCGAGGCUCCGCCCCGCUACACUUCCAUGGAGACUCCGCCCCGCGCACCUGAGGAGCUGCGCCUCUGCACGGGGGGGAAGGAGCGCACCGCCCUCGAGAGGCGGCAUCACUUCACCAGCGCUCGGCGGGCCGGCACCGUAGGCGAGAGCGCCCAGUCCAGUCUCUUCCAGGAGGGCCCAGAGGAGGAGGAGGGGCUAGCAGAGGCUAGCGGUGGCGUUGCCGUGGAUACGGGCGUGGGACCCCUGGGCUGGUCCCCCUACGGCCAGAUGUUCACCUCCCGGGAGCCCCCCCUCGCCCCCCCGCCAGCACUCCAUUGCCGCGACUACAGCAUCGAUGAGAAGACGGACGCCCUGUUCCACGAGUUCCUGCGGCACGACCCCCAGUUCGACCAGCAGGACUCUCCGCUGCGGAGGCACCGGUCACGGGUGCAUCUGCGGAAGCAGUGGCAGCACCGCAAGCAGUACAGCGACCCCGGUGUCCGCUACCACACCUCCUUCGACCGCCAUCGCACACCGCUGCGACGUGGGGACAGUGUGAACUACCCCCUGGAGACCAGCUACCACAGCACCCUGCCCCGCAUCGUCAGCACGCCGGAUGAGGAGGGGGGCAGUGAGGGGGGCACGAGUGAGGGGGCCGCCAACAGACCGCAGACCCCCAAGGAGGCGGGGGCUGGAGGAGGGGGCCUGGAGGAGGAGGACGGGAGGAGGGACAGUCCCAGAGACCAGGAGGAGUGUGUGUCCUGCUCCGCUCCCCAGGACAUCCAGCCGACCACCCCGCCUUCAGAGCAGGCCCCGCCCUCAGAGCAGGCCCCCCGGGGUCGCGGCCCCCAGACCGUGCCGGCACAGCUCAGUGACAAGCUGGCGUUGAGGCUGGAGGAGCGUCUUUACUCUGACCUCCGGAGGACCAGGGUCACGGCCGAGGGCGUGGCAGUCACACACACGGUCACACACACUUCCCCCGACCACAGCCCAGUAUAGCCCUCUUCCUCACUCACCUGCACUCUUCCUCAACACUCCCCCCCCCCCCCCCCCCCCCCCCCCCCCUCCGACCGGGUCAACAUCAGUCUCUGUGUUCAUGAUUUCAUCUGACUGUAUUAUGGAAAUUAUGUAUCAAAGUUCACAUUACCUUACCUGGGUAACUGAUUUCUGUCGAUCAGUGAUUCCUGGUUCCUUAAAUUGUACUGUAAGUGAUUCAGUAUUCGGUUAAGAAAUAUUUUUCCAGAUGAUUCUGGAAUGUGAUGUCAUGAACACACUCCAGCCAUUGGAAUCCUCAGUAAACAGGAAACAGUUAGUCAGUGGACACGAAUCACUUCCUGCCACGAUACAUGCCACCUUGCUUGUGAGAUACACACACAAAUGUACAUACACACACCUAUACAUACACAAACUUACAGAGUAUACACACACACAGUCAGAGCAUAUGCUUCCUUACAGAGUAGACACACACACAGUCAGAGCAUCUGCUAUCUUACAGAGUAGACACACACACAAUCAGAGCAUAUGCUUUCUUACAGAGUAUACACACACACAGUCAGAGCAUCUGCCAUGUCGUUAGUAUCCUGGUAUCCCAGCGAUCUGUAGGAGAAGGUGUUGGCUGCUAGGACCUGCUGGAGGGAUUAUUUAUUGAUUGAUUGUUGGUUCAUUGUAAUGUCUUGUAUUAUUUAAUGCUUCAGACAUGUGACUGGUCCAGUCAGGAGUGCAGAGUAGCAGCAGGAUCUGGGGGUAGUGAGCCUGUCACAGUGUCGGUCUGAGACACUGGUCUUAUUCUUGGUCCAGGUUGGGUCUAGCCUGGGUUAAGACUGAGGCUAGCCUGCAAGCCUGGUGCUAGCCUUGCCCAAAGUCUAGCCUUAUACUAGGUGUAGCCGGGGUCCUUAACAGUAAAGCGUGCUCACCCCCCCUCUCU